GCCUGACAGAAUUUUCAAUUGAUAAGAAUGGUGGAGAUUUGAUAUAAAAUGGGCGUGGUACGAUGGCAGGAAUUGCAGGUCCUCAGUUGAAGCCAUGUCCCAGCUCCUGUCCUGCGUUCUUCCUUCUGAGUACGAUCCUCGCCAGUGGAGCAAACGGAAACGGUGGACGAUAGCCCUCAUAAUUUGGAACCUCAUCGCUCCCAUUGAUAUCGCCAGCACGUUCUAUUCCGGAGUGCAAGGUCAGAUACAGGACGAGUUUGCCACAUCGAACACCGUUGCGACCUUAGGCGUGGGGCUAUACAAUCUUGGUGCUGUAUUUGGAGUCCUCUUCGGAGGACCGCUGAGUGAACUUUAUGGUCGUCGACCGGUGUAUAUCAUCUUAUCUACAUGUUUCGUUGUCUUUAGCCUCGGUUCAACGUUCUCGCCAAAUCUAUCCACUCUCUUGAUCUGCCGGGGUUUCAUGGGCCUGCUCGGAAGUCCCGUCUUCUCGAUCUACGGUGGCUCAGUGGCAGAUCUUUUUACACCUGAGGAGCGUGGUCCUGUGGUUGCGUUGUUUACACUCGUAUUACAGGGUGCCCCAACCAUCGGGCCUGUCCCGUCCUCUUCCCUCGGGCCAAUUUUUCCCUGGAGAUGGUUAUUCGGUUUUAUAACGAUCUGGGGUGGAGUUCUUGCUGCUGUCACAAUAUUGUUUGUUCCCGAGACCGAACCCACAACAAUUCGAAGGAAGAUAGCCGAAUCCAAAGGUGUCGUCCCCGAUAUCGGGGAAAUACAAUUCUCCAAGGCCAAGAUUUGGAGAAGAGCACUACUUACGCCGAUCACCAUGCUUCGUAACGAACCUAUUAUGAUCUGGACGACAUUGUACCACUCCUUUGUCUACGGGCUUUUAUUCCUUCUUGAGGCAUACCCGCACAUCUACGACUCUCAUUAUUCGAUGUCCCGAGAACAAACAGGCUUGGUCUUCGUUUCUCCAUUCAUUGGAAACGUACUUGGCGUUCUUAUAUACUUCGGGUAUCACAAACCGCAGUACGAGGCGCGCCAGCGCGUAAUCCAGAUCGAGUCGGGCGGUAAAUCAGAGAUCGAGCCCGAAGCUCGUCUACCCGGCGUUCUUCUUGCAUCACUUCUCACUCCUAUCGGAUUGUUCUGGUUGACGUUCUCGGCGCACCCGGACCUCUCGUUGUUCAACUAUUACAUUGACCUUUACCCAACGAUGUCCGCCUCCGCCAUUGCUGCAAACUCUGCCGUCCGGAAUAUUGCGGCGACUGUUCUGCCGAGUGUCGGGUUGCCAUUAUACACUUCUUUGGGUAUACGCAAUGCAAACGUGUUGUUGGCAUGCAUCAGCUGUAUAGGGCUCCCGACUGGUGUUAUUCUGUAUGUCUUCGGAAGAAGACUUCGUGCGGCGAGCAGAUGGGCGAAACAAGCCGCAGACGCUGGCUCGCUUUCGCAUCAAAGCGUCGAACCCUCUGCUCCUUUACUUGCCCAAUACCCUCAAAAUCAUUAUGGAGGGACGAGUUCCUCCGAUUAGAAGUGUCAUGAAUUAUGAUACUUAGUUACUUAUGUUUGACGCCCUUACGAGUCUGACAUGCCACAUCUAGACUGACUUAAAUCGUCAUCUCUUACGGUUCACCAAAAGAACAUCUCGUGCACUCCAUUACCACUGGUUCGGACACAUUUUGAUCACAUGUAUUCAGUACCUACAUGCCAAAUAUUUUACAGUUCAU
Pisolithus orientalis is the source of this 1718-nucleotide messenger RNA. Its product is annotated as major facilitator superfamily domain-containing protein. The transcript is spliced from 8 exons. NCBI's taxonomy places the organism in Eukaryota, Fungi, Basidiomycota, Agaricomycetes, Boletales, Pisolithaceae. The record is from RefSeq and is a predicted model, not a curated record. Gene Ontology annotation, molecular function: transmembrane transporter activity. Bases 95 to 1522 code for a protein of 475 amino acids. Gene Ontology annotation, cellular component: membrane. Gene Ontology annotation, biological process: transmembrane transport.